Cuscuta campestris is the source of this 2685-nucleotide messenger RNA. The record is from the annotation of a GenBank genome assembly. Lineage: Eukaryota; Viridiplantae; Streptophyta; Magnoliopsida; Solanales; Convolvulaceae.
CAGAUAUACUUGCCUGCAGAUUUUUUGAUGGUUUAAACCAAAAUCUCGUGUCUUGGAUAGGAAGCAAAUAUUAAUGCAUUAAUUGCGCAAAUGAUUAUAUAACGGCCAUGGCCGCUCGUUCGCUGAAUUGCGACCCAAGUGGUGCUCAGAUUCCCUUCUCGCGCCAUCCAAACUGCUUACCCCACCAAGUCAACGCCCUGAGACCUCGCAUCCUCUGUCGGCGGCUGCGCCCGCCCCCUCCUACCUCGUCCGCCGCCGGAUUCAGAGGAAGAGCUGCUUUUGUGAUGGACACUCAUUUCGAGGGAUCUGGUUUCACAAAGAUCAGUCAUGGGGAGAAGUCGAUCGCACCAGGACGCGCCGGCAAGAUACCUAGACCUAAUGCCGCCAUCCUCGGGGAGUCACCUGCAUCUGAAGACUAUGAUCUUGUCUUCCCUAACGACGAUUUCUCCCGACAGGCUCAUGUCUCUUCUCACCAACAGUAUGUGGAGAUGUAUCGAAACUCUGUUGAGGACCCGGCCGGAUUCUGGGCUGACAUUGCAUCUCAGUUCUAUUGGAAGGAGAAAUGGGACCCGCAGUUCUGUUUGAAGGAAAAUCUUGACAUAGGCAAAGGGAGAAUUCAGAUUGAGUGGUUCAAAGGUGGGAUCACCAAUAUCUGUUACAAUUGCUUGGAUAGAAACAUAGAAUCUGGAAAUGGUGACAAAGUUGCAAUUUACUGGGAAGGAAAUGAGCCUGGGGUUGAUGCAGCUCUAACAUACAACCAACUUCUUGCAAGAGUUUGCCAGCUUGCAAAUUACUUGAAAGAUAUUGGUGUUCACAAGGGCGAUGCAGUUGUCAUUUAUCUUCCUAUGCGUAUAGAACUCCCAAUUGCGAUGCUUGCUUGUGCUCGUAUUGGUGCUGUUCACUCGGUUGUUUUUGCUGGAUUUUCUGCUGAAUCUCUGGCCCAGAGGAUCAUGGAUUGCAAACCUAAGGUUGUGAUAACUUGCAAUGCAGUUAUGAGGGGAUCCAAGGUCAUUCACCUCAAAGACAUUGUUGAUGCUGCGCUUUUUGAAUCUAAACAAAGUGGUGCCACUAUAGAAAGUGUUCUCUCACAUUUCAUUUGUAUUGGUGACUUCCUAAAAAACAUGUUGGAUGUUGUUCCCAAAUAUCCAAUAACAUGUGAUGUACAAUGGGUUGAUGCUGAGGAUCCACUCUUCCUACUCUACACCAGUGGGAGUACUGGAAAACCCAAGGGUGUGCUCCAUACUACUGGAGGAUAUAUGGUAUACACGGCGACCACAUUUAAAUAUGCAUUUGACUACAAGUCGGAAGAUGUAUACUGGUGUACUGCUGAUUGUGGCUGGAUUGCUGGGCAUAGCUACGUUACAUAUGGACCUUUAUUAAAUGGAGCUACUGUUCUGGUCUAUGAAGGGGUUCCAAAUUAUCCAGAUUCUGGACGCUGCUGGGAUAUUGUUGACAAAUACAAAGUAUCUAUUUUUUAUACGGCUCCCACAUUGGUGCGGUCUCUCAUGCGCGAGGGAGAUGAGUAUGUCACUCGGUAUUCACGCAAAUCAUUGCGAGUCCUUGGAAGUGUAGGUGAACCUAUCAAUCCAAGUGCAUGGAGGUGGUAUUUCAAUGUAGUUGGAGAUGCAAGGUGCCCCAUAUCUGACACAUGGUGGCAAACAGAAACGGGUGGCUUUAUGAUUAAUCCUUUGCCAGGAGCUUGGCCCCAAAAACCCGGUUCUGCUACUUUUCCUUUUUUUGGAGUUCAGCCUGCCAUAGUGGAUGAGAAGGGGGCAGAAUUGGAAGGUGAGUGCAGUGGCUAUUUGUGUGUAAAGAGCUCAUGGCCUGGAUCCUUCCGGACUCUUUAUGGGGAUCAUGAUAGAUAUGAAACGACAUACUUCAGUGCCUUCCCUGGCUAUUAUUUCACUGGUGAUGGCUGCACCAGGGACAAGGAUGGUUACUACUGGCUUACGGGAAGAGUUGAUGAUGUUAUUAAUGUCAGUGGGCACCGUAUUGGCACAGUCGAAGUGGAAUCAGCUCUAGUUUCACAUCCUAAAUGCACUGAAGCUGCCGUUGUUGGUGUGGAACAUGAGGUAAAAGGGCAAGGAAUAUAUGCAUUUGUGACACUGGUUGAUGGAGUUCCAUACAGCGAAGAACUCAAGAGAGAACUUGUGCUCACCGUGAGAAAGCAGAUUGGAGCGUUUGCAGCGCCUGACAAAAUACAUUGGGCGCCUGGGCUUCCAAAGACGAGGAGUGGGAAAAUAAUGAGAAGAGUUUUGAGGAAGAUUGCUUCUAAGCAGUCGGACGAGCUUGGGGACAUGAGCACACUCGCAGACCCUGCUGUGGUCGACCAGCUCAUCCGUCUUGCUCAUCAUUGAUCAUCAUCAUCAUCAUCAUCAUCAUGAGCAUUGCCUUCCCAUUGUGUUGUAGAUUUGUACUAGUUUCCACUCCUUUCUUUCUUUCUUUCUUUAUACACCAUUUUUUUGAAAAAAAACAAUAAUUCUUAUAAUGAUGAUAAUAGUAACAAUAAGUUGGAGGGAGUGAGGGAGAGACAUCCGCAAUACAAAGCUGCUUUAUGCCAGCUGCGGCUUUUAUUUUCAUUUUCUUUUUUUCGCAGCUCCUAUCUUUAUGCACAUGAAAUAAUAAAAUAGGGAGGAGAAAAAGCAUGUUUUCAUUAUUUGUUCUGAACACGAAGCAAAUCUAGAG